Molecule: messenger RNA, 2196 nt
Organism: Amoebophrya sp. A25
Lineage: Eukaryota; Dinophyceae; Syndiniales; Amoebophryaceae
Source: the annotation of a GenBank genome assembly
AAGCGUCAUGUUAUCUACGCAGGAAGCUCGGUUCUCGAAGUAAUUCCGGGUCAGGCAGCGCCCGGCGCGGCCGUGGCUCUGGUGGUUGCCACAGGAUCCAGCACGCGCAAGGGUGGGCUUCUUCAGGUUAUGUUUGAGGCCCGACCAUCGGUUUCCAGCUUCGAGAAGGCCAAGACGUGGACCAUCCUGUUACAGUUGUUUUCGGCUAUUUUCAUCGGAGUCUUUUUCUUCCUUCUGAAUCUUGGUACUGCGUAUGCUCGAAAUUUCGACACGCUGCAGUUCAUCCUGAUGCAGGCGGCCUUUCUGCGUUUGUCUUCGCCGGUUGGUGCUACUGGUAUGCUCCAGGCUGCUCGUAUGGCUGCCGCUCGCCUUCGUGCGGGCCGCUUUCGCGUGCGUACCAUGGCCCAAAGCAAGUUGGUCGAUGCGUCGCAGCUUCGCGUCAUGCUUUUCGAUAAAACCGGCACUCUCACGGAAGAGGAGCAAGUCUUCCAUGGCGUGUUGCCAGUCGUAUCGCAUGAAGGAGCUAUGGAACUGGAACAAACUGUGCUCCCAAGCGUUGCGGACUCUCCAGCGUUGCUCCAACUGGCCGUUGCCACGUGCAAUACUGCCGCGAAAAUCAACGGAGGAACUGAACUUGCCGGCAACUCGAUCGAGUGUGAGCUGCUGCGAGUCGCCCGCGAACAGUUGGGAACAGACUUCCGCGAACAGGGCCAGGCAAUGCUGGAGCACCGUUAUGUGGAAACAAAUGAGCGAUUUGCCACCGUCCUCAAGCGCUUCGAGUUCGAUCAGAAACUCCAAUUGCAGUCGGUGCUGGUACAAGGAGCGCACGAGAAGAUUUACGUGCUCACGAAGGGAUCCCCGGUUCGGGUGAUGCGACGGUGUGACCCAAAGAAAUUGCCCGAAGACUUUGAGGCUCGCGCACAGGCGCUGUCUAAGGCCGGUUUUUACGUGCUCGCGGUCGCUGCGCGAGAACUCUCGUCAUCUGACCCAAGUCUCGCUUCUGAUAACGUUGAUCGCGAUGCUUUGGAGAGAGACUUGGGACUGGUGGGGUUGUUAACCUUUCGCAACGAACUGAAGCGUGAUACACGCGGCGUGGUCACUCAAUUCCGCGACGCGAGUAUUCUUCCUCAAAUGGUGACGGGAGACAACAUCUACGCUGGUGGCGCUAUCGCCGCUAAGAGUGGCAUCUUGGGCGAACACCUGGACAGCGUCUGCCUGGUAGCACUCGAUGUCGUAACUAGGGAUCAUUGUCAACCGCUUCAUCAAAAUACUAGUAUGAUUGCUAAGCAGCAACAAAAGCAGGAGCAGGGCAGUCUCAAAUGCCAAAAUCUUUCCGAUGCACACACGCCGUGGAGCAAGAUGGACGCAGAGAGCGUUUUGGAACAAUAUGUAGCUGCUGUGGAGGAGGAUUUGGCGGAUCCUCUGAGCGCUGACUCAACAAAGAAGAUUGACCGACGUGGAAAGAGCGGGAAGAAGGCUCGACAGCUUGAAACUGCUGCUGCGAUGCCUGCCUCACCGAAAAAAGACGCGGGUGAUAAGGACAGUCGCUCUGGAGCAAUGAUUACUCUGGUGGACGCUCAGACGGCGCACGGUGAAGCUCCGUACUGUCCCGGUGUGUGCGCUAGAACUCACGAGAACGUUCGCGUUCGCUUUCUGCUUACGCAGGACGCCUUCCGCUUCUUGCGCCGCACAAACGUGAGCGCACUGCGCAAGAUCUUGCCUCGCACCGCGGUCUUGGGUAGCAUGACGCCGGACGGCAAGAGCGAAGCCGUUCUGUUCUGGCAACGGGCUUUUGGGGGGUACACUGUUGGCAUGUGCGGUGACGGUGGUAAUGAUUCAGCGGCUUUGCGGAUUUCGGAUAUGGGCGUGGCGCUAAGCAACCGAGCCGAAGACGGUGACUCAACAGCAGAUGUGCCCCGCAACCACGAAAUCACAUACCUGGCUCCGUUCGCAGCAGACACCAGCUCUCUGCGCGCGUGCAUUCACGUGCUCAAGGAGGCCCGCGUUGUGGCCGAAAAUGGUCUGGCGAUCUUUCAAUUCGUGCUCCUCUUUGGCUUCAGUUUCAACUUCCUGCGCCAGUAUUUGCAGAACCAGUCGUCGUGGUUUUCCGAGUCUUUUGGCUUCAUCAUGGAUCUUGUCUCGACCAUGGUGGCCGUUGCGGUGCUAGCGGAUGGCCGGCCACGGGAGGACGCAAAA